Boeremia exigua is the source of this 2902-nucleotide messenger RNA. RefSeq lists its product as uncharacterized. The transcript has 4 exons. Bases 101 to 2797 code for a protein of 898 amino acids. NCBI's taxonomy places the organism in Eukaryota, Fungi, Ascomycota, Dothideomycetes, Pleosporales, Didymellaceae. The record is from RefSeq and is a predicted model, not a curated record.
ACAACAUCUUCACUGCGCACUCGCGACUCGUCAUCUCUACCACUUCAAACAUUGGUCGGCCACCGGACAGCUUCACUACGAGUAACCCUGUUCUAUCACGAUGGAAUCCUCUAACCAACAUCUCACCUUCAUCGAAGCACUGUUCAUGAUGCUGCUACCUGCACGUUGCCACUGGCUGGUGUCGCUGUUUGGUGACUUUGCAGAGCAGUUCUGGGCUGUCCUCCUCAUGCUCAUCAUCCUCAUCAAGAUCCACACCUUCUACCAAAAGAUGAUCUCCCAAUUGAACCAGAGGGUCGCAGUCCUUGACAUCGAAGCAAGCCCACCAUCAUCUAACCAGCUUUGUCCAACCAAACUCCAAGAGUACACUACGAUUAUGAAUGCCGAAUUCGGUACUUUCCAAGCAGAGCUUUCCAACACUGUAAAGAAGCACAGCGAUAUGAUGACAGAUCUUGAAGAGCAGAUCCAGUCCAUACACUCGUUGUUCAGAGGGCAGUUGCAAGUCCCGCUGCGUCGAGCUAUCGCGACAGUUGUGAAUUCGGUAGCCCUGAAGACGAUCCGUAAGGCCACCCAGGAGGCUGUGACCAAUCUCGCACUUGGCACAGCAGACUGGAACCAAGACCUUUUGUUUGAGUUACAAGACCGAACAAAGGCCCAUGGCCAACAAGUCGACCAGCUUCGGGCUCAAUCAGAGAAAGCCGAGCAGCGAAGGACACAUCAUCUUAAUCAACUCGAGUCAACCAUCAUCGAGCAGGCCAAGGCCAUCGCUGCGCUGAACGACACAAUCCGCACAUUACUUGCCGCCAACACCACCACUCAAACACAACUCACAGAACUGCAGUCUAGCAUCAAGGACCUCCAGAAACGCUCUGAUGUCCUCGAAGAACGCACCGAAGACCUUGGCGAACGCACCAAGGCCCUCGACGAAGUCACGGACGGGCUCUACACCAGCGUGCAGGAGCUCCAGAACAUGGCGAGCGAGUCCGAGGGGGAGGUGAUGUCGGAGGUCGGAGCCUACGAUGCUGCCGGCCCUGCCUCACCCCCGCCUGCGUCCAGCAGUGAGGGACUGCAGGCUCCCUCGUCGGCUCCUCCAAAAGUCGACAUAUCUGUACCUACCCAGGUGUUCGACGCAAGUCAACACCUGGGUAUGGUGUUUGACUUUACGUCUCGCUCGCUGGAGCCCCCCUGUUCGCUGGUGCCAUCCCGUUCGCCGCCAAGUGAGGGCCGGAGGUCCUCCAGACCCGCCUCCUCCCAGCCGGCACCCCCAUCUCCCACCCUCGAUCUCCUCCAUGGCCCAACCGUGACGGAAUCUCCGUCGCGGGAGGAGACUAUGGAGGAUGCAUUCCUCAACCCGGAGAAUCCUCCCGAGAUGGAUGAGAACUUCGACGAGGCUCUGUUGGCGGGUGACGAACGCCCAGAGGAGGAGUGGGAGAUGGGGAGUGAUGUGGAUGCCGAGGGCGAGACAGACGACGAGUACGUCGCGGAGUGGGAUAUCCCUCAGAAAGGCCAACUCUCCGUCGAAGAUUGCGAAGACGAUCAGCCCCUCGCAGAACUGGACAAGGAGAGAUCCGAAUGGGACGAGCUUGCUGCACUCUACCAUGUCUCGGAUGCAGAAUGGAACGCGUCGCAGACACAGUGGCGCGAGUGGGUCUCCAAGCGCGAUACAGUAGGCGCUCUUGAUGCAGGACGAUUUCAUAUACCACCGGAAAAAGCUGUGUGGCAAGAGGGUCGUAUUCUCGGCGAAGAGCGCUUCAGCAAGGCGUUAAGCCCUCAACACGAAGGGUGUCUCUCCUGCAGCAUGAAGAGGGACGUGGAAAGCGAUGAAACACUGAGUGGAGAAAAGAAGGCAGAACAGCUUGCUCAGCUGGCACACGAUGUACCAAUACUACGAGUCCCGGCCAAUGCAGGGGGACCUGUUUUACCUCAGACCUUUGACGAGCUUAGCUUUGAGCAGCUGGUGGACAUUUCUGCAUGGAAUCACGAUCGAGCGAAACCUUCUCAGACAAUGGCUGCAUCCCAGAUAGCAAGCCUAAUGGAGGAAGCGAUCAAUGCAGCCGACUCACUCCAGCACUUGAGCACCGCCGAGAAGAAAGCCUAUUGUGUGGCUGCUGCAGAAGCGUGGAAGCUGCAGCUAGAUCUUGUGCGGCUGGAACAUGUUCGACAGAGUAUUGAAAGCCGAAUAGAGAUCGCAAAGACAGGUUAUAGUGUGAGCACGUACAACAUCAAGAAGUGCAGGGAUCGAAUGAAGAACAUGGCGGAGCUCGAAGGCCGGUAUGUCAGAUAUGGAGGCCUCAGCGUUUUCAGAAGAUCGUACGCCGGUGAUGAACGAAAGGACAUUGAACACGAAGAAGACAAAGAAGACGAUGUUAUCACGGCUGAAGUUCCUCAUACUGAAGUCAAAGAAAUCGAGCAGAAAGACAGUGGAUCAGAGAGCGUACAUUCAACACACGAUAUGGCUAAGCCACGCGGCCGGAGUGAGAAUGAACAGACUGCGCAGUCUACCGCUGCCCGAGAUUUGUUCUUCAACACCAUGCGGACUUUCAACCAACUCAAUAGAAAGACUGUACAAGAGAACGAUGCACGGGCGUCAACCGAGGACGGUCCAUGCGAGCCCUGGGUGGGACGGGAAAAAGCAUCUACAGGCAUGGUGAAGAAGGAUUCCAAGGUAGAGAGUUUGAUGGAAGAGGACGGGGUGAGUCUCCAGGACUUCGCAGCAAGACCUGAGGAGAAGGGUACGGCAGGACUACGAAAGCUCUCCACCGAGAAUGGAUCUUCCUCAAGACCAAGAUGGCGCAGCUGAAGCCGUCCUGGCUGGUGCAGCAAGAGGGGCGGGCGACUAUCGUGGUCGACGUAGAUCCGUGCGCUUUCUGGGAUUUUUUAAUUAAAUACGGAGUAUCUAUUCGAC